Messenger RNA from Oryza brachyantha (malo sina), 1294 nucleotides. RefSeq names its product peptidyl-prolyl cis-trans isomerase FKBP18, chloroplastic. Gene Ontology annotation, cellular component: chloroplast thylakoid lumen. Lineage: Eukaryota; Viridiplantae; Streptophyta; Magnoliopsida; Poales; Poaceae. The transcript is spliced from 7 exons. The record is from RefSeq and is a predicted model, not a curated record. Gene Ontology annotation, molecular function: peptidyl-prolyl cis-trans isomerase activity. Bases 25 to 744 code for a protein of 239 amino acids.
AUAUCCUAAGCAGGUAGCAUCUUUAUGGAUAUGAUGUGCGCGCCAUUUCGGCUCUUCUCCUCCGCCCCCUUCUCCAUGGCUUCCUCUUCCAUGCCUUCUAGAACCUUCCACCGCCACUCGCUUCCCUCCUCCGCGCCUCCUCGUUCUUCGAGAGGGGCCUGCGCCCCGUGCUGCCUCCCCGGCGCCGUCACCCGGCGGCGGGCAGCCGCGCAGCUCCUCUCCGCCGCCGGAUUCUUGAUCGCCGUCUCGCCGCCUUCGCUGGCCGCGCGGAGGGGCCGCGUGGUGGUGCCACCGGAGGACUACGUCACUGCACCUGAUGGCCUGAAAUACUAUGAUCUGGUUGAAGGGAAGGGUCCAACUGCUGAAAAGGGUUCAACUGUGCAGGUCCAUUUUGACUGCAUGUACCGUGGCAUCACCGCUGUGUCAAGCCGUGAGUCCAAGCUCCUUGCAGGGAACCGAAGUAUUGCACAGCCUUAUGAGUUCACUGUUGGAUCACUGCCUGGGAAAGAGCGAAAGCGGGAAUUUGUCGACAAUGCCAAUGGUUUAUACUCAGCGCAGGCAUCACCAAAACCUCCAGCUGCCAUGUACACAGUAACUGAAGGGAUGAAAGUGGGGGGAAAGAGGAGAGUAAUUGUCCCUCCAGAGCUCGGAUAUGGGAAAAAGGGGAUGAGUGAGAUACCGCCUGAUGCUCCUUUUGAACUCGAUAUAGAGCUUUUGGAAGUGGUUCCUCCUGCAGAAAAAUGACCAUUUCUGUUCCAGUGGAUGGGGAACAUUGAUGAGAUACAUAACAAAAGUAUGUUCAUAUAUUUUGCCGGGACAUGAGUUGUUUGCCAACUCAAGGAGAAUAUAGGACAAGAAGAAAAAGUUAAGUAGGUAAAACACAUGUUUUAAUUUUGUUAUUACUUAUGCUGAAGCAAUAUUAGAUCAAAAAUAUUCCCCACAAUGUCAAUGGAGCUUAAUUGAUUCUAUGGAAUGGUAAUUUUAUCUCCCUUUGUGAACUCAGCGUGCUUUUACUCAGAGGUCCUCAGGGCCAUUGAUAUCCUGAAAUAUACAUGCUCUCUUGUUAAAAAUAUCAACUGUGAUUGAUAUAGAUAUUUAUAUUUAGAAAAAUGAUGUUUUUGUGGAUGAAUAGAUUUAUACAACUAUAGUUCCUCGUGUAAGAAUUCUAACUACUGCAAUGACAUCAGUAUUACUGUGAAUUAUCUUCAAAUUAUCCUAAAUGAUGCAAUUAUAUGCGCCCAAAGUUAGACCAUAUUUGUUUUUCAACUGCAAUCUACAUCAGUGAUACUGUGCU